ACUGUCAACCACUGUUGCUCUCCUACUUUUACCAUUGUGCUGGUGUCCUGUCACAGCUCACAUUCAGAGAAUAAUAUCUCACUGGGAUGUCUCUGUCAUUUGAGGGAAGAGUCGUGCUUGUCACCGGGGCCGGAGGAGGCCUGGGAAAAGAAUAUGCACUGGCUUUUGCUGAAAGAGGCGCCUCAGUUGUCGUGAAUGACCUUGGGGCAGACACUAAAGGGGGCGGAAAGAGUUCUGCAGCUGCUGAUAAGGUGGUGGAGGAGAUAAGAGCAAAAGGAGGCAAGGCCGUGGCGAACUAUGAUUCUGUAGAAGAUGGAGAAAAACUAAUCCAAACAGCACUGGAUGCAUUUGGAAGAAUAGAUAUUCUUGUAAACAAUGCUGGGAUACUUCGUGAUAGAUCAUUUGCCAGGACGAGUGAUCUGGAUUGGGACCUGAUUCAGAGAGUUCACUUGAGAGGCUCCUUUUUGGUGACCCGUGCUGCCUGGAACCACAUGAAAAACCAAAAGUUUGGCAGAAUCAUUAUGACGACUUCAGCUGCAGGCAUCUAUGGUAACUUUGGCCAGGCCAACUACAGCGCUGCCAAGCUGGGCUUAGUGGGUCUGGCAAACACCUUGGCUGUUGAGGGACGCAAGUACAACAUCUUCUGCAACACUAUUGCUCCUGUUGCUGGGUCACGGCUCACAGAGACUGUCAUGCCCCCAGAUCUCGUGGAGUCUCUGAAGCCUGAGUACGUUGCUCCCAUGGUGCUGUGGCUCUGUCAUGAACAAUGCCAAGAAAAUGGAGGACUGUUCGAGGUUGGUGCAGGCUGGAUUGGUAAAUUGCGCUGGGAGCGUUCUCAGGGCCGCAUUGUGAGACAGAUGAACCAACCCAUGUCUCCCGAGGCUGUCAGGGAACAGUGGGACAAAAUCUGUGAUUUUACAGAUGCUACAAAGCCUUCUAGCGUACAAGAGUCUCUACAGUCAGUCGUGAGCGUGCUGUCUCGAGUGGAAGAAGAAGUCAGUGCCAGUCCAACUGCCGCCGUAGCCAUGGCGUCCUCAGCCUCAGGGAUCAAUCCUGCUGAGGCAGUGGGACAAAAACUACCACCAACCACGUUCAGCUUCACCCAUACCCAGUGCAUCCUCUAUGCAUUGGGGGUUGGCAUGUCCACCAAGGACCCAGAACAUCUUAGGUUCCUGUAUGAAGGCCAUUCAGACUUUAGCUGCCUCCCCACCUUCGGGGUCAUUCCCUCCCAGGCAGCCAUGAUGGAUGGCGGGCUGGGCUCAAUCCCUGGACUCAACAUCGACUUCACACAGGUGUUACAUGGGGAGCAGUAUCUGGAGCUUUACAAACCUCUGCCCACCUCAGGACAACUUACCUCUGAAGCAACCAUAGCAGAUGUGUUGGACAAAGGAUCUGGAGCUGUCAUCCUCUUGGAUGUGAACACUUACAGUGGUGAUGAGCUGAUCUGCUACAACCAGUUUUCAGUGUUUGUCGUUGGAGCUGGAGGCUUUGGAGGGAAAAGAACUUCUGAGAAAGCCAAAGCUCCUCUGCCUCCACCUAAACGUGCACCAGAUGCUGUGGCGAUUGAUUCUACCACAAAAGACCAAGCGGCCUUGUACCGUUUGAGUGGAGACUGGAACCCUCUUCAUAUAGACCCCAGUUUUGCUGCCAUGGGAGGCUUCAAGUCGCCCAUCCUCCACGGUUUGUGCUCAUUUGGCUUCGCUGCGAGACACGUCCUCAAACAGUACGCUAACAACGAUCCCUCAAGAUUCAAGGCUAUCAAGGUUCGCUUUGUGAAGCCAGUGAUGCCGGGCCAGUCACUACAGACCGAGAUGUGGAAGGAAGGCAACAGGAUUCACAUCCAGUGUACAGUGAAGGAGACGGAUGCAGUUGUGCUAUCAGGGGCCUAUGUGGAUCUACAUGGUGCGUCAGAGGCUUCACCAGAAAACCUUACCAAAGGAGGAGGCCUCCAGAGCGAGCUGGUGUUCGCAGAGAUCGGCCGUCGCAUUAAAGAUUUGGGAGCAGAGCUGGUCAAGAAGGUGAAUGCUGUGUUCGGCUGGGAGAUCACCAAAGAUGGAAAGAACGUCGCGCAGUGGACCAUUGAUCUGAAGAACGGUAGCGGCGCCUUGCAUGAAGGCCCAUACAGCGGGAAGGCGGAUGUGACCAUCACGGUGUCUGAUGAAGACUUCAUGGAGGUGGCUCAGGGGAAACUGAACCCUCAGAAGGCGUUCUUUGCUGGCAAGCUGAAGGUUAGAGGGAACAUCAUGCUGAGUCAGAAGCUGGAGGUCAUCCUGAAGGAUUACGCCAAGCUGUGAGCCUCCUCAGCCAACCAAUCUGAUGACUUCAGGAACUAACCAGCCUACCAGCCCUCUCCUUGGACACUUUCCAUUUGUGCUAAUGUGGCCUCUCGCUUCCCUUGCUCACGCCUCUUCCUCACAUCUUAGCUCCUCCCAGCAGUAGGGGAGGUGGGGGGGAUGAGAGGGAGAGAUGCGUGGACAGAGGAUUUUUCUAUUCACCAAACGAGACAUCCUCGCUCACUCCAGCGUCAUUUUUGAGGAGACAGCAGCUCCUCAUGACGCAUCUCAUCUGUCAAAUGUGAAGUAAAUAUUAAAAGAAAAACACCUGAAGACUGCGGCUCCAAUACUGAUUAUAGAUCUAUGUGCAGUGUCAGGUUACCACAGUAUAUGACACAAAUUAAAAUCUGUAAAUAUCUAUGUGGGGGAGCAUUAAAAACAGAUAAACUUGCUUUAAAUAAAAUAUAGUGUAAGAUGUAGAACAGCAAGUCUUACAUCUUCUUCAGGCUCAGUCGGAUAUUUAUAGGAAUAAUAACCUCCACUAUCUCCAAGGAAGAGACAGAGGAGGAAGGAGUGAUGCCAUCUGGUAAAAAAACCCAUUUGAAAUAGCACCUGUGGUUCCUCGCUAGAGGCCUCCUCUCUCCUCACUCCUCUGGGAUGCAGAGGAGCGACUGGAACAUCCUCUGUGAAGGUGAAACUAGAUCGGUUUCAGGGUCACAGAGGAGCAAGGAUGGGAAGAAGCAUCAUUAGCAGAAAAUGGAAAGCACCCUUCAUCUAUACUUUUCUGGUCCCGUUUCAUUUACAUGUUUUUGCCUUUUUGGAAUAGAUUUGUCUUCUAUGAAUUAACUUUCACUGUAGUGAUAAAAUGAGUCCUUCAAAUAGAUGGAGACUGAUAUGUUUAGAGGAACAGACGGAGGAAGCAAUAAUUCACUGUAAUUCCAGCUUGUUAGUUUACUUGGUUGGUUGUUUGUUGUCCGCCCUUGCCUUAAAUGUGCCCUUAAAAACACUUGCCUUCAUAGAAAUUGACUACUGAUCUUCAUAAAAUUAACUCAGCGUAAAGUCUCAGAUGUGACACCAAUCAGUCAUUGUGUCCCUCCUUUAGGAGAAACAAACGUCUACCACAGUGAGCUGAAACACUGCUCUCUUCUACAUUGUGUGAAUUCACUGCUUGAAGUCAUGAUUAUAAUCAAAAGCAGUUUCUUGCUCGGGCGGACCAGUCAUAAUUGAGUUUAUUUCAUCAUGAAAUUAAGUUUUAUGUACCUCUUACUGUAAUCGCAGAACAUUUAUGAACUGUAUAGUAAUGUAGAGUUUAUUACCAGUCAGUGUGACAGAUGAUUUUUGCUUAAUUUCUUUGUAAACAGUGGAAUUGCAAUAAAAUUCUAUGUUUUUUGUUUGCUCUUUUAUGUAAAAUAAUAAUAAUUCAGACUAAAAGCUGAUUUUUUUUGAUACUUAUAACUAUGCUGCAAUUAAAGUUUAAAUUUACCUGUAUCAAAUUAAAAUGUCCAUUUGG
Molecule: messenger RNA, 3783 nt
Organism: Scomber scombrus (Atlantic mackerel)
Lineage: Eukaryota; Metazoa; Chordata; Actinopteri; Scombriformes; Scombridae
Gene: hsd17b4
Product: hydroxysteroid (17-beta) dehydrogenase 4
Exons: 25
Coding region: 87-2294 (735 amino acids)
Molecular function (GO): oxidoreductase activity
Source: RefSeq, a predicted model, not a curated record